CCCGAAAAGACCUAAAUAAUUUUCUACGAAGUGAAUGUAGUUGCACCAAAUCGAGCCAUGGAUACUGCAUUUCCAUGAAGCGACACGGUGCAUUUUUUACGUUAAAUACGAGCAAUGGAUAGGUAUUUUCCUAUUUAAUCUAAAAUCUGAAAUGUAGCUGCAAUUUUAAAUGCAUAUUUAGCAUCUAGAGGCCGCCUAAUCGAGGCUUGAAAAAUCAAAGAUGGCAGCCAGUUCAGGAAUAUCCCUAAAUUACAUGGAAAAUGGAGAUAUUUCUUCAGGUGUCUCCAGUACCAAACAUAAUGAACUAAGGAAAAAAAUGGAAAAAUUGCACCGAAGCUAUAUUAGAGGAAAGGAAUGGAAGGAGAGCAUGAGAGUUGUUCAACAGAAUCUGUCGAGGGACAAGAAAAUGAUGGUUGAAGAAAAGGAUGUCACUACAAUACGGUCAUGUUUGGACAGGCUUCAAAGCUGCAUCAAAGUGGUCAGUCAGCAGACUCUUCUAGAACGACUGGAAGCGUCCGCCAGACAGGUCGGCCUAAUGUUCACCAUUCCUGCUUCUUCGGAAAAGAGUGCCAUUAUCAGCAACGAAAUGUUCCGAAUUGAAAUCAUUUUUGAUCCCGGAGGCCUUGUCAAAGAUGUUCGUGUUAGUCACCAGGGAGAACCUAGCAGCUGUGAUGAAAUUUUAGAAGUUUUGAGACAAGGAAAUUUUGAAGAAUUUAUUGUUCACCUGAAAGGAUUACAGAAUAUAUAUAAUGUACCAGGAGAUAGGAAGCAGAAAUCCAAAUUGUUUCUAGCUCUCCAAGCACUGGAGACAGACCUGAAUGGUUUGGCCCAGCUACAGAGUUCCAUCAAAGGUGUGUCAAACUGCAUCCACAAGUCUCCCUUAGGAAUCCUAUUGCCAAGGAAAGGAGGCUGCCCAAUGAAGCUUGUAUACUAUGUAUCUCCCUAUGAUUUGCUGAACAAGAAGUCUAGGUCGCCAUAUCCAAUGACUGUAGAAGCCAUAACAGAGAAUGGUUUGGGACAGAGUGUUACAGUGUGUAUAGAACAGCAUCCUCAUCGACGACUACAGACGAUACCAUUAAUGUCUGUCAUACAGCAGGAUGGCAAAAGCUUGCCAUCUUUCCAAGCCUUAUCUCAGGUCAACAGUACAUCACUGCCAGCGUGUUUUACUCUGGUGCUGGCCAAACCAAUCCCUGUAGCUGUAUCCAUAAUCCAGGCCAUACAGGAAGUCACAGAUAUUGAUGUGAUAACAGAAGGGGCACCUGAUACUUUACUACAGUUGCUGCUUAGUCAGUCCUCCAAUGGCAAAGCCAGACCAGGCUCAGAGUUCUAUGUGACUCUACCAGACCAGCAGCAUGCUUAUUAUCUGACGGAUAUCGGAGAGAGUUCUUUAGACCAGACAGCUAGAAUGGUCAGUAGAAUACCCUUUACGCACCCAACAAAUGUUGCCAACAUACUGAACCUGCUACGCCAACAGUUAUUGUUCAACACAGUGGUCAGCAGUUGUAUACGACCCUACGCAAAACAGGAUUUACUGUCCUCAGUGGUGUUUCAGCUAGUCUGCACCUCUCUACAGCAUUUCAGUGUCAUGUUUGAACAUCCACUACAGGACACCAUGGUAACUGCUGAGGUUGACCUUUCUGACAUCACAGGGGUAAAAUUCAGGGUCAGUGUCGCUGAAGAAGGAGAAGAUUUGUUAUCAGAUGAUGCUGCUUCCAAAAUUUUCCAGAGGUGCUUGUCUAUCCCUGUGACCUUGAGAUCUGUGAUUCACAAAGUUUCGGAACAACUACGCAAGGAGCCUUCCCCAGAGCCUUCCCCUGUUUCCAUGGAGACUGACCAUCCUCCAUUUGUGAUGCCUGCUGAAGUCACCUUUGCCACACCUUAUCUGCCAUCACUAGACAAUAAAACUCUGACCAGUCCAGCAAACCUGGGAAUUCCCAAUGUUAAGAUUCCGCCAGGGUUCGGGGGAUUCCCUGUUCCUAACAGUGCCACAGUGGGGACAAUGUUACCUCCUCCCCCUGUGGAAGAUUCCAAGAAAGUGGACGCAGAUGUACCUGGAAGUAAUCCUCUGUUAGUGACUUUAUUAGAUCAGGAUUCUCCAGAUCCAGACCCUCCCCCAGUCAAUGAGAGCCCCAUGUUGUCUAAACUGUUGGAGGAUGCACCUCUGCAUAACCAGGCCUCUUUAACCAAUAAUAACAAUAACAAUGUGGCAAACCUUGCUAGCAGUGUGCCUGUGCCACUUAAAAGUGGGCGAGGACGACCACCAAAGAGGAAGUCAGUGACAGAAUCCCCCCGGGGGAAAAGUCCCAAGCACAGGUUAACUGAGAGUGAAUUUCAGAGUCAUUCAUUUGAUUCGAUAAGCUCGUUUGAUUCAGAUUUUCAAACUGGGAUAGAAACACCACGUUCCCAUCAUUUCUCACUGUCAUCACCAAUUGAUCUAACAGAAGAUUCUGUGAAUCCGUUACGGAGAUUGGAGAACACAUUAGACAGUAUUCAAUCCAAGACAUCUCAUCACCCUAGUGACCCUUUGUCUGAUCUAUCCAGUGAGCUUGAAUCAAUGCAGGAUGUCAAUAUUUUCAAUCAAACGACUUCUGUGCCAAAAAACAUGGCAAGGUCUACCUCUCUUGAGGGCAUCCUCAACAGGUCGGGAGAGGCGUCAAGGACAAAUGACCUACUUAAACCUCAUCAUCACCUCCAAAACAGCACCGAGACACCAAAUCACCAGACACGGAAGACUUUGACACGACAGAAUUCAGUGGGGAGGGGAACUCAGUUCCAGCAGCAAAUGUCUGUAGACUCUAAUGACAGUUUUAAACUAGGCAGCAAUUUAUCUUUUUCUCGUUCAACCAGUUUCACACAAGGAAACAUAAGUGACAGUGACACUUCAGAUCAGACAUCUCUGUAUUCCAGCAAGUCAUUUGAUGUGACGGAUUCUUUAAAUUUCAGUCCCAUGAGUAACUCUUCUGUGUCACGUGUCGAUGUCGGAGAUUCUUCUGAGAAUAAGAUCGUUCACAAAGAUUUACGCUCUCUUUUGCUUGGUUCACCCAAUGAAAAUAGUGUCUUACCAAAUAAGGAGCUGAAAAUUAAAAAUGCAAAAGGGAAAAUGAGAAUGAAGCUUUCGGGAAUCAAGAAUUCCGACUUGUUGGGAAUAAACAAUAAAAAAUCUAGUGCUGAGGCUUAUGACUUCAACAGUGAUGAAGAGGAUUGUAAUGACUUAAAGAUGAUGUCCGCCUCACCGGCUGGAUUACAUUUAUUUAACAAAUCAAAAAAUGCCAAACACUUUUUGAAUAAGUAUGGGAAAAGUGACAAAUUGAAAAAGAAAGAAGCAAAAAAUACUGAACCUGGAAAGAGAAAGCGAGACAAAAAAGAAAAGGAGCAUAAGAAAAGAAAACGUUUAGAAAGUAACAGUCGAGGUGCGUCGUGUGAAAUGUAUAGUGCUACACCUGUGGAGAGUGAAGAUAAAACAUCAACAAAGCUCAAGAUCAUUAAAUCUGUAGGACUUUCUAUGGAAAAUAGCCCCAGAUCUUCACCUUCUAGCCGAGACAAGGGCGACGGAGUGAAAAAGUACGAAAGCAAAUCAAAUGUUAACAGUCAAAAGUCAGGUAAAAAUUCCCACAAGUCUCUAUCUAUGUCCAGUGUUAGUGUUAGUAAAGAAGACUCCAAAUUAAUGACUAAAACCCCCAAAAUCAAGCUAAAACCGAUUGCAAUACCCUCUAGUUCUGCUGUUACCAGUGCUAAAACCCCCACCCCAACAUCCUCACCCACACAGUGCAAGUCUGGUUCAUCCACACCUACUUCAACAACAAUUGGUAGGAUCGGUGCUGUGUCCAUUCUAACCUCUGGAAAUUCUAAAACAGGAACAAUUACCCCUCCUCCUGGAAAAGUGACCACCCCAACUUCUUCAAAAACUCCACUCCCCUUUGGGGGUUCCUCGAAAACAUUUCCAAGCAAUAAAAAUGUUGCCUCCUCUUCGUCUACCUCACAAAAGGCUGCAGCAGUGGAGAGAAAGCUCUCCCAAAGCAGUCGACUGUCUUCUGGAAUUUCCAAAAGCUCAAAUGGGAAAUACUCCAGUGAACGGAAAAGUGGCUCUCCCUCAUUUUCAGGGAGUAAGAGCAGUUUGAACUCUUCUAAGUCAUUGAACUCAUCCAGCAAGGGGCAGUCAUCUACUUCCUUUGGCAAGAAUUCCACUAAUCCACUUAAUUCUGUUUUGUCAUUCUUAAAUCCCAAAGACAAAGGGCUGUCAAGCCUUCCACGCAUUCCCAAAAUCAGUUCUGCAUCCUCAUCCAAUGUGAACAGUACCAAAACAACUGUUUCUAUGACCACCACAACUGUCACUAUGACAACUACAGUGGCAACAAGUGUUGCUGGAACACCAAAAAUAACAACUGUGAACUCGCACACUGGUACAAAAGUCAGUGUGUCGAAUCAGUUCCAAGGAGGACUGAAAAACUCCCCCAGUUCACUGGGGACACCAAAGACUCCAACAGGUGGGAACUUUUUAGCUAAUACCAAAAGUAAUGUGAAUUUGACCUCCGGCCAUAAGGGAAAUAUUUCUGGUGGAAAUUCCCCCAGUGUAAGGGGUAACCAACUGGGAAACAGAUCUCCAAGCAUCAGUAAUUCUUCCAACAACAAAUCACCUAGCAGUUCAGGCAAGUCACCCUUAAGUCAAGCAAACAAGCCUGGAAAUGUGAGCAGACAGAACUCUAAUUCUAAUCCUCCUAGAACACCUGUUGGAGGUAAUACCUCUCAUCCAUUAAAGACACCUCCUAGUGCUAGUACUAGUCCAAAUAUCAACAAGCUCAAUUCCAGCAGUGUUAGUAACAGUGCAAGCAAGACCAUCCCACAGAGUAGUCCAAGUAACUACCCCACCAAACCAGCUACAGGGCAAGGGUCAAGUGCUAUGACAUCUUCCAGAAAUUCUAAUAGUCCAGUUGUGAGUCAGUCUCUAACAAGUAAGACCAUGAACAAUUUGACGAAAGCUUCUGAAUCACCCAAGUCUGUUAUGGCAGCUAGCAAAGUCACGAGUCCGAUAACUUUGAGCUUGGAAACACCACCAAAGACAACUGCCAGCUCUCUGGUGUCUCCCACCAUAUCCUGUCCCUCUUCCAAUUCCAAGAUCCGCCCCCGAAAAAGCUCUCUCUCAGCAGUGAUAGAUAAACUGACGAAUGCCAAAGUGCCUCAUGGAUUGGGAGGAGAAAUUAAUAGGCAGAACUCUGUGGAUGAACCAGAGCAAACCAAACAGAAAACAGAGAGUUCAUUAGAAAGUGUGGACAGAGCUAAUGGUAGCUCAGAAAAACAUGGAUCUGACCUUAAGUCAGACUCCAGUGAUAAAAGUAUUCCCACCAAAGAUGUCUCAAGUGGAAUUGAUAAAAACAAGGAUUACAAAAUUGUUGAUAAUUCACGAAAUUUAUUUGCAUCACUUCUUAAAAGUGCUUCAGAAAAUUUUUCUUCCAGACAUGAUAAGGACGACAAGGAAAAUGUGGCAAAAAAUGAAGUCGGUAAGAGUGUGGAUGUGAAUGAGGAGAUGGAAUCCAAAAUUAAAGAUUUAUCUAUGCAGACAAAUAGUAAAAAAUCCCCCAAAGCAAGUCCAAAAGUGAAUGGUGAAACGGCCACAGUAGAGAGUGUCCGUAAGGAAGGUGAUGUGUUCAAAGUGCCAACUCCUAAAAGUGUGGUGGCCAUUGACGAAAUGAAUUGUGAGGAUAUAGAGAACAUGUCUGUGCGGAGGAAAGCGAGGAUAAGCACUACAAAGCCUGUUCUUAGCCCCGCCAGCUCAGGUGGAAGCCCUGAAAAUCUGAUCAUCGAUUGCCAAUCUCCCCGUCAAAACAUCAGCAAGAAUAACUCACCCAAAUGUGUGAUCGACCUUAACGAAGAAAACAAGAAAUUGUCUCCAGUGACAGUGGUCAGUUUCCGUCAGAAAACACACACACCUUCUCCCAAACCGAAACCUUCUCCAAACCCUUCACCCAGAUCUAUUCAACACAGCUCGCCUGCUGGAUCCAUAGAUUUAGACGACGAUUUAAUGAAUGAGGCCCUUAUGGGUUUUACGAGCUGAUAAAACUGUUACGUCAUAUAUAUCAUUUCAGUGUGUUAAUGACUCAGUGUAGGGUGUUGCUCAAAUGAUAUACUCAUGGCAGUGUUGAAUGUUAAGAUUUUUUUUCAUUUAAGCAUCCUGCAUUAUGUGUUCUCUUCAGAGAGUCCUGCUUGCUUUAUUUAAUUUUAGAUGAAUUUAUUUGUUAUUUAUUGUAUUAACUUUUCUUUACACACACUAAUAAAGUUACCUAGCAGAAUCUCUGUUGGAAGAGCCAAUUGUAAGACUUCAAAUCCACUUUUCUGAUAUAGAUUUUUUUCCUGUUACAAAAUUUCUACUUAUUUUGGGAGGAGAGCCUUUUUAAAAUUUCUCUGCAAGCUUAUAUGAAUGAGUGAUCUUUAUUUUGACGUGAUUAAUAUGUACAUGUAUGCAGGGUUUAAGUAAGAAAUUGACCUGUUUUAGCAGUUGUCAGACAUUGCAAACAAUUGAUAUGUGAUCUGUUUGUUUAUUGUACCAGUUUUCUUGUAAGAAAUUCUUUUAUCUGAAAAGUUUAAGAUAAAAACAGAGAAGUCUGUAAAUGGUGCUAAUUUAUGUAUUUACAUUAAUACAAAAAAAUUCCCCUGCUGAAUGUGAAAUGAAACUGAGAAAUCUUAUGAAAAAAGAGGCGCUUUGAAUGCUUAAAAUAUUAUGUGAAGGAAUUUCUUAAAUGUUACAAUUUUAAAAACCAUCAAUUUUAAGAAGUGAUGAAUUUGUUAAAUACUUUUCUCAUGCCGCCUAUGAUGAUUUAUGAUUUUAUCUGAAUUAUUGGUUGAUACCCCGUCUAACAUAGUCAAUUUUUUUACUUGUUAUAUUUUCCUCUGUUGCAUGUGACCUUCUCCUGAUCUUAUCAUCAUACUUAACAUAUGGUUAUAACAAUAUGAAUAGGACAGGAAUAGCCAAUAAGUACAUAUCGUUUAUGUAAUUUUUAAAACCUGAAAGGCGCACAGAAUCAUAUACCUAUGUAAUAUGAAAUCUACCAAAGAUAAAGAUCAUAAUUUUUAAAGGAACUUUUGAGUUUCACCCAAGCCUUCCUCGAAAGUUUAUUAUUAGCAGUUAUGAUUAAGGAAAAACAAAAUCCGUAAUUAAUUUUUAGUCCCAGUUAGGUACUUGGCUUUGAGACUUGAAUAAAUGGCAAUCUAGUCUUUCUCUCAGGUGUUUGUUGUCUGGGAGGUUCUAGUUUGAUUAAUGACACAAUAACAUUCAUACUGCAGUAGAACAAAGUUUGAAAGAAUCUAAUUAUUCUGAAAUACAUCUUUUAAACCAGGUUAACCUUUCAUCCUCAUCAUGUAAAAGGUAAAUUCUGUGCCAUAGCAAUGAAAAUUUUCAUUAAGUUUGCUAUAGAGAACAUUGGAUAAUUAUUAUUCCCUCAAAAAUCCUGUGACUUUUCAAGCAGAGAAUUUUUUGUUUAUUUGUGUUGAACUCCAAGAAUUCUUUCAUAUUGAUUUUUGAUAACCGUUUAGGAAAUUUUGAGAAUAUAGAUAUUUUAUUUAAUAUAAUUUUUAUUUAAAUAUUGUUAUUUUGUGAGAUUAAGAUAAGUAUUAAUUUAAAGAAUCUUGGUACAAUGAGUCAUUGUUGAUAAUGUUACAAAUCAUCAAGGACAACAAAGAAAGUGUCCGCAGUAGGAGGUUAUUUUAAUUCUCACGUAAGGGACCAGCACUGGUGUUCCAAAAUUUUCUAGAAGUUGAAAAAACAUCAUAAUUUAAAAAAGUAAAAUGACAUCCGAUCUUGAACAAACAACAAAAUCAGAUAAAUAAGAGGGGGUAAACAUAUUUUCAGGUUUCUUCAAAACUAUGGCAGUGGAAGGUAGACAUUAUGGGCAACAGCACAAUAAUACUCAUAAGUAAAUACCGAAAAUGUUGUGUGAAUUUCAAUUGCACUUUUGUCUCCGAAGAAAAAGAAAUUAUUUAUUUUAGUACUAAAUGGAUGGAUAACCCCCCCCCCCCCCCCUUUCCCAAAUUUUAUAAAUGCUGUGUAUUUAUUGGUCGGAUGCUGUUUUAUUUCUAAUGUAUUUGGAUUGUUUAUUAUCGUAUUGGUUAAAGUUAUGUUACUGUAUUGUCAUUAUUGCUUAACAUGAAGCAAUUUGUAUUGAAGCAUCACACUGAAAGAAAUCUGUACAUACAUGUAUUCAUGUAUUAUGUCCCUUUUUUGUACAUAUAUGUAGAUAAAGAAAAAAAAUCAUCUGUUGACAAUUUUUUUAUUGUAUGAAAUAAAAUCAGCAAUUGUGGAAAAACGUAUUUAUUUGAAUAUAUAUCUGUACACACAUACAUAUAUAUUUCUUCCAUAUAGGAGGGAUUUUAUAAUGUUCUGUUAUUUGUAAAUACAAAUGGAGUGUAUAUAUGGCUGAUCUAUCAAUGUAAAUGCUGUCAGAAUUUUUUUUUUCCAAUGCUGUAUUUUGUACAUUUUAGAUUUCUAUAUAUUAUAUAAAAUGAUGGUUUUAUCUGAC
Molecule: messenger RNA, 8507 nt
Organism: Saccostrea echinata
Lineage: Eukaryota; Metazoa; Mollusca; Bivalvia; Ostreida; Ostreidae
Product: mediator of RNA polymerase II transcription subunit 1-like
Exons: 17
Coding region: 221-6049 (1942 amino acids)
Biological process (GO): regulation of transcription by RNA polymerase II
Cellular component (GO): mediator complex
Molecular function (GO): transcription coregulator activity
Source: RefSeq, a predicted model, not a curated record